Messenger RNA from Brassica napus (rape), 717 nucleotides. RefSeq lists its product as uncharacterized. Lineage: Eukaryota; Viridiplantae; Streptophyta; Magnoliopsida; Brassicales; Brassicaceae. The record is from RefSeq and is a predicted model, not a curated record. Bases 113 to 430 code for a protein of 105 amino acids. The transcript is spliced from 3 exons.
GUCAACAACACAUAAACCAAAAUCAUACCGGAAGGAACCAUUUCGGUUAAACAUGAUCGGGUUCUAACUUCCUUCUAAUUCUCUCGUCUCUUUCCUUGGAAAUAAACCAGAGAUGGAGAAGAAGCAGAGAUCAGAGAUAUCGUCAACGGAAGCUGUUCUUCUCGGAGCUCUAGCUCCAGGCGUCAAUGCUCCAACAUGGAACGCUCUGAGAUUCGCGUUUCUUCUGCUUGGUCUCUGUCUCACUUUCAUGCUCUCCAUAGCUUUCACCAGUGGCCAAUCCAUGUUGCUUUUUCACGUCGGCUUCCUCAUUGUAAUCGCAUCUUCUCUCUUUGUCCUCCUCAAUUGGUUUCUUGCUCAGACAGGGUUAGUACCAGUUGAGACACAGAUGCAGGAGUUGAACUUGACACCUACUACUGAUAAAAGCAAUUGAUCAUCCACGCGCUGUGCUUUUAGUUACUCAGACGCAGACACAAAGUAACUGAACAUUCUAUAGCAAAGCAAAUACGAGGAUUAUAUUUUGGUAUUCUUUGUUUUAUUUUCUUUUCUUUUCUUUGGCUUGAUUGAGGAUGCAGAAGCACAAACAGCUAGGGAACUACACCAGAACUUCAUCUUGAUCAGGGUUUGAUUUAUCAAUUGUCCAACAUUAGCUCCUUUCUUAUUUGUAAUUCCCGGAACUAAGUUUAUUAAGAUGAUUGUUAUUGACGGUGAUUCCUCUCA